UAUAGCUGUGACUGCAGAUGAUGGCGAACUCACAGCGUGACAUUAUCGAUUUCACCGCACUGGAGAAGGAGCUCCGUAUGGUGGUAGAAAUCGAGCAGAAGUACUGCAGACAAAAUGAUGCUAAACUUCGAGCUGUGAGCCAGAAGGUGAAGUCCUACCAGGAGUUCAGAGACUUAGUCCUGGCCUGCCACAUGAAGCCUCUGCACAAGAACGACAAAGAAGGAGGACCUCACAAACAACCAUGGAACCCGCUUGUUGCUCCUGACAACAAACAUCACAUGACCUCUGAUUGAUCAUAAGCCUGAGUGUCACAUAACAUUUUCAGUUUUAAAUGCAGUCCUGUUUUUACUUGG
Messenger RNA from Thalassophryne amazonica, 353 nucleotides. It is a transcript of the gene dnaaf19, whose product is annotated as coiled-coil domain containing 103. Lineage: Eukaryota; Metazoa; Chordata; Actinopteri; Batrachoidiformes; Batrachoididae. Gene Ontology annotation, cellular component: outer dynein arm. Gene Ontology annotation, biological process: epithelial cilium movement involved in extracellular fluid movement; inner dynein arm assembly; determination of left/right symmetry. Bases 18 to 293 code for a protein of 91 amino acids. The record is from RefSeq and is a predicted model, not a curated record. The transcript has a single exon.